AUGGAUCGAGUGAAAAACGUUGGUUACUCGCCCUGUUGCGGUGCCCACUCGGCUGUGUUUCUUCGUAAGCUAGACAAUAAGUCAUAUUAUUUGCCUGAGAAAGAGAGAAUAAAGUUUCUAUACACAUUAACAAUGCCUAUACGAAGUGUGUCUCUAUCCUAUGACCAUACUACUGCCGGUACUGUUGUAAUGUGGAGGCAGUUCAUUCAUGAAUGGAGCGCCAUCGUGCGGCUUUACAAACCUGUCCUUGAAUUUGCUCCAGUCAUUAAUGAUUAUGCCAACCAGUUGAACAUGGAAGUGAGGUCUUUCUCGUACAAGCGUCUGACAAUGGCUUACGGAAAAGACAAAGCAAAUACAGUAACAAUCCGAUGGGAACCAGAACGAAAAUGUUUCACUUUGCCACUCGGAACUGGAGGAUCUGCUAAGGCUGCCAACUGUCAUGUGAUCAUAAUGGAGCAACUCCGUCAGGAGUUCAACCAACACCAGAAUAUUGCACAACUCAUGCAG
This is a messenger RNA of Anneissia japonica, 507 nucleotides long. Its product is annotated as mediator of RNA polymerase II transcription subunit 14-like. The record is from RefSeq and is a predicted model, not a curated record. The transcript is spliced from 4 exons. Lineage: Eukaryota; Metazoa; Echinodermata; Crinoidea; Comatulida; Comatulidae. The annotation marks the transcript as partial.